Messenger RNA from Solanum dulcamara, 897 nucleotides. RefSeq names its product non-specific lipid transfer protein GPI-anchored 16-like. The record is from RefSeq and is a predicted model, not a curated record. The transcript has 4 exons. NCBI's taxonomy places the organism in Eukaryota, Viridiplantae, Streptophyta, Magnoliopsida, Solanales, Solanaceae. The coding region runs from base 34 to 747 and encodes 237 amino acids.
AAAUUAUUCAAAAAUCUUGAAAAUAAAAAACUGAUGGAAAAUUUUAAGGUUUCUUUAUCAGUACAUGAUAUUGUUUUGUUAACUCUUAUACUAAGUUUUUCAGGUUUUAAGAUUGUAAAUGGUCAAAUAAAUACGGCAUGUACAAGUUCAAUAAUUAGCACUUUCACCCCUUGUUUUAAUUACCUUACUGGAAGCAGUGGAAAUGGAUCAUCCCCAACUGAAGAUUGUUGCAAUUCACUAAAAUCAUCAAUGAGUGAUAGCAUAGAUUGUGUAUGUCUUAUUGUUACUGGGAAUGUUCCUGUCUCUAUACCAUUUAUUCGUACGUUGGCACUUUCACUUCCUCAAGCUUGUAAUACUGGUGUCCCUGUCCAGUGCAGUGCCUCUGGGGUUCCUCUUCCAUCUCCAGGUCCGGCAUUGUUCGUGCCACCACCUGCUCCUUCUCCUCCUCCUCCUCAGCACCAUCAUGCUCCUGCUCAUCCUCCUCGCCACCAUCGUGCUGUUGCUUUCCCUCCAGCUCUUGCUCCUCGUGGUCCACGAGCAGCAGCACCAACAGCAGAAGUUGAUCCACCAUCAGUAGAAGAUGAUGAACCGACGAUGGCGGCAUCUCCACCAAAACCUUCAUUACUUCCAAAGACGACGCUUCAAAAUCCCAACAACACUUCAGCAUCUUCUUAUAUUUCCUCAUUCUCAUCCCCUGUUAUGCUAAUGAUUAUUGCACUUGUAAUUUUAUUUGUUGACAAAUCAUGAAUAUUGUUUUUUUUUCUUCCCUGGAGCCUAUAAGGUCCUCUUGCACUACUGUAUUUUUUGUAUUACAAAGGCUAUGCACUAAAAAUAUGUAACCGGCCAUCAAAGGAAAUUUGUGAUGUUUGGACUUUUAAUUUACUACUAUUUGGUUUA